AUGACUAAAGACAUCGUCUGGAAAGCCAUACGGCUCUCUCCAAAGGAACUUUCGGUUGCCAGAGUUUUGCGCUGCGGACAAGCCUUCCGCUGGAAAUACGUGGACGACAUCUGGUCCUGUACGAUCCAGAACAGAGUGCUGCUUCUGAAACAGGACGACACGUUUCUCCACUACGCAUCUAUCCCGCACCUGAAGGACACGGAGGAGGUGGUCAUGGACUACUUCAACCUGUCUAUCAGGCUCGAGGAGCUGUACCUUGACUGGGCUUCCAGAGAUAAGCAUUUUACGAAGAACUCUGAAAAUUUCGGCGGGAUACGUAUGCUCAGACAAGAUCCGUGGGAAAACCUUGUGUCGUUUAUCUGCUCAACCAACAACAACGUGAAACGGAUCUCGAAAAUGUGCGAAAAUUUGUGUAUUCACUAUGGCGAUUUUUUGGUCGAGUACCAGGGGAUCAAACACUACAAAUUCCCUGAACCUGAGCGUUUAGCCCAGCCAAAUGUCGAGGCUGAACUGCGUACGCUUGGAUUUGGCUACCGAGCAAAGUUUAUCCAGCAAACAGCCCAAAUGCUUACCAAGAAAGACGAGUUUGCGAAACUGUACUCGAUGAGAACGGAACCCCAUAAAACGUGCCAUGAGUAUCUCCAGACGUUCAUGGGCGUCGGCCCUAAAGUUGCCGAUUGCGUGUGUUUGAUGUCCCUGGAUAAACACGAUGUCGUUCCUGUGGACACUCAUGUUUUCAAGAUUGCUACCAAAACCUACCGCAUGCCAGGAAAACUAUUAAAUAAAGACCUUUACGCGCAAAUCCAAGACAAAUUCAAGCAGUUAUGGGGUGAGUACGCUGGCUGGGCUCACUCGGUGCUUUUUGCUGCUGAUCUGCGGGAUCUGAACAACGGAAUCAAUAUAAAAACGGAAAAAUAGAAUGGAGUUUAUUAAUUUUGUACUUAGAGCACAAUAUUCUUGGCCAGUUUGGCCUUAUACUGCCCGAUAGUACCAUCCCAUCUGGUUGCCGUUUGGUUUUCAACAACGUAAAUAUCCUUUGCAAUCUUGUCCAGCAAUCUGAAAUCGUGGGACACGACACAAACUCCUCCGUUGAAGCUGUUGAUGGCCUCGGCCAGGGAAUCGAUUGUUGGGAUGUCCAAACCGUUAGUAGGCUCGUCCAGCAACAAAACAUUAGGAUGUUCAAGGGCCAACAGAGCGAAAACCACUCUGGAUCUCUGUCCCUCUGACAAUGUGGCCAUUUGCGAGGUUUGACCUUCACCAGUCAGACCAAAUCUUCCCAGUUGGCCUCUCCAGUACUGGAAGUCCUGGGAAAUGUGCGAAAACUUGUCCCUGACGAACUCCAAAGGCGUUUUCGUGAGGUCAAGCUGGUCAGCAGAGUGCUGCGAAUACACACCAAUCUUCAAGUGGGUGUGCUUGGACACUCUUCCCUUUUGGGGCUGAAGCUCACCCGUCAUAAGCUUCAACAGCGUGGACUUACCCACACCGUUCGGUCCAACCAAUGCGAUUCUCGAGUCCAUAUCGACUCCAAACGAAAGGUCCUUGUACAGGUAGUGUUCUGGGUUUCCGUCGUAAGCGAAUGAAAUGUCGUCGAACGAAAGCACCGGUGGAGGAAGUCUUUCCACUUCUGGGAACUUGAACGUGAAAACCUUGUCCGGGACCACUGGCUGGAUCAGACCAUCGGCUUCCAUCUUAUCAAGGAUUUUCUGUCUGGACUUGGCCUGUCUCACCAGGUUGGCAUACGUACCAGCAGAAGCGAUGAAUUUCUUGAUGUGUUGGAUUUCUUCUUGCUGUUUGUAGUAUUGUUUCAUUUGGUUGGUCUCCAACUCGGUUCUUGUCUUAACGUAGGCGUCGUAGUUACCACCGUACUGGGUAAUCUUCUUCAUUCUCAUGUCGAUCAUGUUGGUGCAGACUCCAUUCAAAAAGUCCUCAGAGUGCGAAACAAGAAUCAAAGUUUUGUCGAAAAGCUUCAAGUACUCCUCCAACCACACACAGGCCUCCAAGUCCAAGUGGGCAGUAGGGUCGUCCAGCAGCAACAACGUAGGCUUAACAAACAGGGCCUUGGCAAGAGCAACUCUCAUUCUCCAUCCACCAGACAUGUCCUUGGUCUUCUUCUUGAUGGUCUGAGCGUUGAAGCCGAGACCAGUAAGGAUGACAGCCGCUCUGGCUUCGAAAGUGGAUGGGUCCAUCUCAUCAAUCUUUUCGUACAGAGGCUCCAACAAUGGUGAUUCUGGUCCGUCGUUGACAAUAAUAUCUUCAACUUCUUUUUCCAAACGAGCAAGCUCAGAUUCGGCCUCUCUCACAACCCAGUCCAGGGCAGAGUAUUCAGAGGCAUUGGCUGGCUCGUUCAAUAGAUAAACAUCGAUGUGUUCUGGAAUUGGGUACUCUCUGGCGGCAAGAGCCCUCAGGAAAGUGGACUUACCGCAACCGUUCUCUCCAAGCAAUCCGUAACGUCUACCAUAGUUCAAUUCCAAAGAGGAGUCUUGCAAAAGAACUUUACCGUGGAAAAGAAGCGACACAGACGACAUCUUGAUAUCUCUGGAGGUCUCCAAAGAGUCUAACACACCUGUGGUAACUCUGUCACUCAAUCCAUCCUUGUCCUGUUGCAACUUGAGCUUUUCGAUCUCAUCUGCUGCUGAAGAGACAUCUCCGCCGGACUCGAGCUUUUCCUUUUCCUUCUUGGUCAGCUUCUUGGUCUUGAGCUUUCCCUCGGCAGCCUUGGCAGCCUUCUUGGCCUCUCUCUUUGCUUUCGAAGCAGAAACAGUCGACAUGGUCAAAGGUACCAAAUUAUUUUUUAAAAAUUUUUACGGUCGUGGAGGUCUGUAAAAAGUCGUAAAAAGUCGAUUUCGUUCUAUGCACGUGAUGGCGACCCAUGUGAUAUGUACAAUCGGGUGCUCCAUUUGACAGCUAGAACUGCCCGCUGAAGCUGAAGUCGCCGAAAAUCUGGGUCAUCUCCUCUUCCAGCAUGUCAUGGAGUUUAACCCCGUCCCGAAUACUGAUCCAUUCGCCGUCCAACAGGUCGAACCUCUUUGGGCCAGAGAUCGGAGAGCUCAGCCAUAGUUGUUUAUUAGGCGGCUGCUUGUUGAGCACGUACGAGCCUUGGGGGGUAUUGAGGGUCAAUAUGCCAGCCUGAAGUUAGUUGUAUGUAGCCACUCAUACUUACGCUUUCCUCGACGUCGGCGUCGGAGAUGUUGUGCUCGUCGAAGAACCCGUCCAGAUCGCAGUAGAUUGUUUCCAGGGUCUCGCUUGCACUUGUGUCAUACUGCUCCAUUGUGAGGCUCCGCACGCUCUCCGGGAUGUCUGCGCCAUCGGUCCUGGCCGAGAUGGAGUUGCAGCGAGCACUUUGGCAUGUUGGCAGCGCCAUUUGCACAUUGUGUCCACGUACAGCUGGCCGAGCAGUCAGGACAACAGCCCUAGUCAGAAAUCUCCCGGAACGGAGUAGUGUUCUUGCGUUUCUCAUCGGCCUAUUAAAAUCAAGUUUUUCCAAAGAUGCUAAAAUGCAGUCGACCCGCCGAUCGACGGCCAUAGGUGCAUAAAAUGCCACUCUGAUAACAUGCAAAGUUUUUUGCAAUCAGGUCUAAAAAGGGAAGGUCCACCACUAUAAAUUCUCUGAACAAGGUUACUGCACACAGACCGCGGCUAUGGAGCCAAUAAAAAGCGUUUUCGGGCUUUGUUCAUCAACUGCAGCUCAAUCUCCACAUAUCGCUUCUGCAACGUCAGCUUCGUUGCCGCCAAAGCUUGUCCACCGAUAAGAAGUCUAAGCACAGCCCUUUGACGAUAUGCACUUUUUUAAGUUUUUUGAUAAGGUCUCUAUAUAUAGACACCGUUCAGUCUUGUCCAGCAUUUUGCAUCAUGGCCCCGAACGUUGACCCUGUCCGGUCCACCGCCACGAUCCUCUCGGUGGACCAAAUGCACGUCACCUCUGUUCUGUCCAACAGGUCGCAGAAAAUCCUCGUGGAUCACCCCGUCGACAAGGACGAGGCGGUAAUUCUGGCCCUCGGUUACAAGCAGGAGUUCAAAAGAGAGUUCUCGCUCAUCACCACGUUCGGAGUCUCGUUUUCCGUGCUCGGUCUGCUUCCCUCGAUCGCGUCCACCUUGUGGUACUCGCUUGCCUACUCCGGCAAUGCAGGCCUCACCUGGGCGUAUCUGGUCGGCAUGAUCGGCGUCAUGGCCGUUGCCUGCUCCAUGGCCGAGAUCUCAAGCGCGUUUCCGACUUCUGGUGGACUCUACUACGCCACGGCUAUGCUUGCUCCGCCGGGCUACAAAGCUGUGCUUUCGUGGUUUGUCGGCUGGUCCAAUUACUUUGUGCAAGUGACGGGCGCUCCAUCGGUGGCAUACGGCUGUGCCAGCAUGAUUCUGGCGCUCAAGUCGCUCAAUGACCCAGACUAUUCGGCCACCAACUGGCAAACGUAUCUGCUGACCUCGUGUCUGACGUUUGUCUGCUCCAUCAUAGCCUCGCUCCCUACCAAAUGGAUUGCCUGGAUCAAUUCCGGCUCCACUGCGC
This is a messenger RNA of Ogataea polymorpha, 4501 nucleotides long. RefSeq lists its product as uncharacterized. The record is from RefSeq and is a predicted model, not a curated record. Gene Ontology annotation, cellular component: nucleus. The transcript is spliced from 2 exons. Gene Ontology annotation, biological process: nucleotide-excision repair; base-excision repair; base-excision repair, AP site formation. Bases 1 to 918 code for a protein of 305 amino acids. Lineage: Eukaryota; Fungi; Ascomycota; Pichiomycetes; Pichiales; Pichiaceae. Gene Ontology annotation, molecular function: damaged DNA binding; 8-oxo-7,8-dihydroguanine DNA N-glycosylase activity.